AUGCUUGAAGGUGGCUGGUACAGAACAGGAGACCUAGGUUACAUCGAUGCCAAGGGCUUCCUAGUCGUUAAGGAUUGGUUGAAAGAUACAAUCAAGUACAAUGGGUUUCAGGUGUCACCCGUUGAGCUCGAAGAGAUACUGGUUCGUCAUUCGGAUGUUGAAGAGGUAGCCGUGUGCGGUAUUUGGAGCGAGGAAGCCUCGUCCGAUUUAGUUCGUGCUUAUGUGGUGCCCAGGAAGGGAGUCGAGGUAUCUGCUGGUACAGCCAAGUCAAUUACCGAGUUUCUGAAGGGCAAGGUUUCGAGAUUAUCAUCUUUUACGCACGAACGUCUCUGGGUUGGAAUAACAGCCUUGCGUCUGUCUAGAGUAGCUUUGGAAGACAGCUACCGAUAUGCUCUUCGUCGAGAAACCUUUGGCAAGAAACUCUUCGAGAACCAGGCUAUCCGGCUCAAGUUCAGCAGAAUGAGUGGGUUGAUAGAGUCUGUCCAUCAUCUGAUGGAGGACUUGGUACGCCACUCAGCUCUUGUGUCGGCUCUUGAGUUUUCACCAUGGGCUGCCCUGCUCAAGAUGCAAGCAGCUCAUAACCUCGAGACAAUCUCCCGUGAGGCUCAACAGAUAUUUGGUGGACUUAGCUAUUCUCGUGUAGGUGCUGGAGGCCGGGUCGAACAGAUUAGUAGGGAUGUCAGGGUCUUGGUGGUUUCUGGUGGGAGCGAGGAAAUCCUGCAGGAUAUGAUUGCUAAACAGCAGAAGAAGUUGGCCCGGUUGUAA
Fusarium redolens is the source of this 765-nucleotide messenger RNA. RefSeq lists its product as uncharacterized. The transcript is spliced from 3 exons. Bases 1 to 765 code for a protein of 254 amino acids. Gene Ontology annotation, molecular function: oxidoreductase activity, acting on the CH-CH group of donors; CoA-ligase activity. NCBI's taxonomy places the organism in Eukaryota, Fungi, Ascomycota, Sordariomycetes, Hypocreales, Nectriaceae. Gene Ontology annotation, biological process: secondary metabolic process. The record is from RefSeq and is a predicted model, not a curated record.